GGCAAAUAUUACUCUUUCUACUUGCCACAUCAUGCAGUAGUAAAGCCUGAGAAGAAAACAACAAAAGUUCGAGUUGUCUUCAAUGCAUCACGAUCCACGAGCUCGGGUAAUUCCCUAAAUGAUAUUCUAUUUACGGGACCCACACUCCAACCAGAUUUAAUGCUCCUCAUAUUGAACUGGCGUAUAUACAAAUACGUAUUCAAUGGGGAUGUCGAAAAGAUGUAUCGACAAAUACUGGUUCAUAAAGAUGAUCAAGAUUUUCAGCGGAUUAUUUUCCGAAAAUCUGCCAAUAGUCCACUACGCGACUUUAAAUUGAAAACAGUUACCUUUGGCGUAAACUGUGCCCCAUAUCUAGCCAUUCGUACACUACACGAACUGGCAGAAGACACAAAGCCAGAAUUUCCACUGGCAACACAAGUCUUAAAAACGCAAACGUAUGUAGACGAUAUCCUGUCUGGAAGCCACAGUCUUCCACAAGCAUACGAGACCUUAUCACAGGUAAUAAAUGCCCUCAAUACCGCAGGGUUUCCUUUAAAAAAGAUUACAGCCAAUCACCCAAAUAUUUUAAAAAAUAUUCCUAAAGACCAUUUGUUGGAUACUAAUUUCCUUAUAUUUGAAAAGGAAAGUACAACAAAAACACUAGGCAUCCAAUGGAAUGCGAUAUCGGACCAGUUUUCAUACACGACUGAGUCCAUAUCCGCAUUAUCCGCUGUUACAAAACGCCAAAUUCUCUCCUCGGUGGCAAAACUUUUUGACCCCGCAGGAUGGCUUUCGCCAAUUAUGAUACAAGCGAAAAUCCUGAUCCAAGAAUUAUGGCUAGACGGAACCGACUGGGACGAACAAGUGAAACCUCUUCGCUUAGAAAAAUGGUCCCAGUUCGCUAAUAAUUUGAACGACAUCUCGAAGAUACAAAUUCCACGGUGGGUAAACUAUUCCCCCGAAUACAAAGUGGAACUACACGGCUUCUGCGACGCCUCUGAAAAGGCAUAUUGUGCCACUAUAUAUGUGCGUACACAAAGCGAUGUCGCAACUACAAGCCACUUAUUAGCGGCAAAAGCAAAAGUUGCGCCUCUAAAAACGCUAAGUCUCCCACGACUUGAACUCUGUGGCGCUCUGCUACUAGCAAAGCUAGCUUCAAUGGUGCAGACCCACUUAAAUAUGGCGAAAUACAGAUUAUAUUUAUGGUCCGAUUCCGAGAUAGUUCUAGCCUGGUUAGAAAAACCACCACAUGCGUGGAAAACUUAUAUUUCUAACCGAACGUCUGAAAUACUUGACCUAGUAGGAUCAGUCACUUGGCGUCACGUAGCCAGUGCCGACAAUCCUGCUGAUCUAGGUACAAGAGGAUGCAAACCUCUGCAUCUCGCCACCUCCACCCUCUGGUGGAAUGGCCCCCGAUGGUUAACAGAAUCUCCCGAUUCUUGGCCACAAUCGCCCAUGCGCAACAUACUUGCCCCAGAAAGUCGUAAAAUCGACACUUAUCAUGCAACACUGGAUGACACUGACAUCCUUGAACGAUUUUCAUCGUUCCCCCGAGCCCUCCGGGUAGUUGCCUAUAUGCUCAAGUUUUUAGAGCGGCUUAAACUUAAAGUUAAAGGAGCAACUUAUCUCCAUUGCGAUAAAUUGACGCACCAAGACUUACAAAAAGCAAAGGUCGCUCUUAUCGCAUCAACCCAAACGCGCUACUUCAGCCGCGAUAUAGAAUUACUAAGGGAAUCGAAGCCUAUCGAUAAAAAGAGCUCACUCUUAGUUUUAAACCCAUUUCUAGACACGACUGGUCUACUUCGUGCGAAUGGUCGGCUUGCUAAUUCAAGCCUAACGUACAAUGAACGCCACCCUAUAAUCAUACCAGAGAGGUGUCCGUUUGCCACUUUAUUUAUUAGAUAUAUCCACAUACUAAUGCUCCACGCCGAACAUCGCCUCAUGCAACAUAUGGUCCGCCAAGAGCUGUACAUACCCCGACUGAAGCCCCAAAUAAAGAAAUGCAUUUUCAUGUGCAAAAUCUGCACUAUGCAUAAGCAGAAAAUGCGAUCGCAGAUUAUGGCAGCACUUCCACCUGAACGCUGCAAUUUUGCUCUGCCUUUCACCACUACAGGUGUAGAUUUUGCUGGGCCUUUUAUGAUAAAGGCAUCCAUGCUAAGGUCUCCUACCCUCAUGAAAGGCUAUGUGGCUGUUUUUGUCUGUUUCACGACAAAAGCAGUACACCUUGAGCUAUGUACGAAUCUGACGACGGAGGCUUUUCUUGCGGCUUUUGCUCGUUUCGUCGGACGACGAGGUUUUCCAUCAAAGAUCAUGAGCGAUAAUGGUAAAACAUUUAUCGGAGCGCAAAGAGCUACCGAAAAACAGUUUGUGGACUUCACCAGACAAGUCUCACCGGAAAUUGUCCAAAAAUACGCUCCCCAAGGUAUCAAUUGGCAGUUUAUCCCCCCAAGCGCCCCUCACAUGGGCGGCUUAUGGGAGUCAGCUGUAAAAAGCUUCAAAUCUCAUUUCAAGAAGCUAGCUGGCAACUAUAAAUUCAAUUAUGAAGAGUUCACGACACUCUUAACUAGAAUUGAAGCCGUUCUUAACUCACGGCCUCUCGCUGCACUCUCGCAAGAUCCCUCAGACUUUACUGCCCUCACGCCAGGGCAUUUUCUUAAAGGAGCGCCCAUUCUGGCCACACCUGAGCCAGGCGUGGAGUCGCUUUCCUUAUUAAACCGUUGGGAAAGAAUUAAGAUUCUCCAUCACGACUUCAGUCGCCGAUGGAAAGAUGAUUAUUUAAAGGACCUCCACAGAAGGUACCGAUGGAAAAUCACAGAAAAUGCGCCUAAGCUUGGAGAUUGUGUCUUAAUCAGUGACGAUUGUCUCCCCCCUACCGAGUGGCGGCUUGGCCGCAUAGAGAAGCUCUACUACGGCUCCGACGGUCAUAUUCGCGUAGUCGAUCUCCGUACACAAUCGGGAACGCUAACUAGACCGCUCGUUAAAUUAUGCUUUUUGCCAACCGCAGAUAAAAUCCAAACGUAACCGCAACCAAUAAACAAAGAAAUAAAGAAAAAAAAAAAAAUUUGUAUGUAUAUGUAUAUAUAAUAGUAAACGCACCCACUAUGUCGAUCCGUACGACGACUCAAUCCUGCCACAUUACGUGCCACCACCGGCUAUAUGAUAUAUACACAUAUAUAUAUGAUAAUUAAAAAAAAAAAAAAAAAAAAAUCCUAUUUCUUGACAGGUCGAUAUGGAAGCCGAGAUGCCCAAUACUCCAACGCCCUCUGUACGUUCGGCCGUGACUGUUCCGCGCCCUAAAGCUACCCCUGUAGCAGCGCCGCGAACAACCAUAGUUCCCGCAGCCCACCGAGAGCUUCCGACAGCUCCGCGUAGAGACACGCAAGCCCGGUCUCCGGAACCAGCACCACUUCAGUGCGCGCUAUGUCGCCGCCGACAUCGAUUGCCACAUUGCGGUAUAUUCAAGGGGAUGACGCCUCAGCAACGCCAGCAGGUCGCCCAGGCCCACGGGCAUUGCUUAAACUGUCUGGCGCCUACCCAUCUAACGCGCGAAUGCACCACCGGGUAUCAGUGCCAGGUGUGUAUGGGUCACCAUCACACCAUGUUCCACCGCAAUGCUGGACCCGACGUUGAGCGUCGUCAUCCCCCUCGCGGCAGUACUGCCAGCCGACGACUCCCGCGACCGCAACCGCGAAGGCAAGCCUUCCCUUCGGAGGAGUCCCGCGCCUGGCGCCAUCAUCACCAUGCCACAUCGCAUCGGAGGCGCCAUCCUAGGCCGCAAGCCCGUCGUAAGACAGGUCUCAGCAACGUUGUUGCAACACUGCAACAACUUCAGAGGCUACUAGGCUGAAUACGCGCCUAGGGGGGCCAGGAUGUACAAAUGAGCAUCCUCCCCAAGGCAUCCACACACACACUACACGAUCACACCACAUCAACUUCACAACAUUGACACGCACCUUCAUCAUACCCACGUCACAAACCACCAAAGCUUACAUUCCACCCUACACACCAACCAACCA
Bactrocera neohumeralis is the source of this 3995-nucleotide messenger RNA. RefSeq lists its product as uncharacterized. Gene Ontology annotation, molecular function: nucleic acid binding. Lineage: Eukaryota; Metazoa; Arthropoda; Insecta; Diptera; Tephritidae. The record is from RefSeq and is a predicted model, not a curated record. The coding region runs from base 160 to 3000 and encodes 946 amino acids. The transcript has a single exon. Gene Ontology annotation, biological process: DNA integration.